Messenger RNA from Heterocephalus glaber (naked mole-rat), 3027 nucleotides. RefSeq names its product GATA zinc finger domain containing 2B (gene Gatad2b). The record is from RefSeq and is a predicted model, not a curated record. Gene Ontology annotation, biological process: negative regulation of transcription by RNA polymerase II. NCBI's taxonomy places the organism in Eukaryota, Metazoa, Chordata, Mammalia, Rodentia, Bathyergidae. Gene Ontology annotation, molecular function: zinc ion binding; sequence-specific DNA binding. Gene Ontology annotation, cellular component: NuRD complex.
CUCCCCCACCCCCGCCCCCGGUCCCGUCGUCGGGGUCCGGAGCCCACUCCGCCGUCGCCUCUUCCUUUUCGACGCCUCUGCCGCCGCCUGAGGAGGCGAGCCAGCCGGGAGUUACACCGCCACCGCCAGGAUGGAUAGAAUGACAGAAGAUGCUCUUCGUCUGAAUCUGUUGAAAAGGAGUUUGGACCCAGCAGAUGAGCGAGAUGAUGUUCUGGCAAAGCGACUCAAAAUGGAGGGGCAUGAGGCCAUGGAACGCCUGAAAAUGUUGGCACUGCUCAAAAGAAAGGAUUUGGCAAAUCUUGAGGUGCCACAUGAGUUACCAACCAAACAGGAUGGCAGCGGUGUCAAGGGUUAUGAAGAGAAGCUCAACGGGAAUCUCAGGCCUCAUGGAGACAACAGGACUGGGGGAAGGCCAGGCAAAGAAAACAUCAACGAUGAGCCAGUGGAUAUGAGUGCUAGACGGAGUGAGCCAGACCGAGGAAGGCUAACUCCCUCCCCAGACAUCAUUGUUUUGUCUGACAAUGAGGCUUCCAGUCCCCGUUCCAGCUCCCGAAUGGAAGAAAGGCUCAAAGCAGCCAACCUAGAGAUGUUCAAGGGCAAGGGCAUUGAAGAACGACAGCAGCUCAUCAAGCAGCUGAGAGACGAGCUGCGUUUGGAAGAGGCCCGACUGGUGCUGUUAAAGAAACUGAGGCAGAGUCAGCUACAGAAAGAGAACGUGGUCCAAAAGACUCCAGUUGUACAGAAUGCAGCAUCUAUUGUUCAGCCGUCUCCUGCCCAUGUGGGCCAGCAGGGCUUGUCCAAGCUUCCCUCCCGGCCUGGGGCCCAAGGGGUAGAACCCCAAAACUUGAGAACAUUACAGGGUCACAGUGUCAUUCGUUCAGCAACCAAUACCACCCUCCCACACAUGUUGAUGUCUCAGCGUGUUAUUGCACCAAAUCCAGCCCAGCUACAGGGUCAGCGGGGCCCGCCUAAGCCUGGCCUUGUACGGACCACAACACCCAACAUGAAUCCUGCCAUCAAUUACCAGCCACAGUCAAGCUCUUCCGUCCCCUGUCAGCGCACAACAUCCUCUGCCAUCUACAUGAACUUAGCCUCGCAUAUCCAGCCAGGAACCGUGAACAGAGUGUCCUCUCCACUCCCUAGCCCCAGCGCCAUGACUGAUGCCGCCAACUCACAGGCUGCAGCCAAACUAGCUCUUCGCAAGCAGCUGGAAAAGACGCUCCUGGAGAUCCCGCCUCCAAAGCCUCCUGCUCCCUUGCUUCACUUUCUGCCCAGUGCAGCUAACAGCGAGUUCAUCUACAUGGUAGGCUUGGAAGAAGUCGUACAAAGUGUCAUUGACAGCCAAGGCAAAAGCUGUGCCUCACUCCUGCGGGUCGAGCCCUUUGUGUGCGCCCAGUGCCGCACAGAUUUCACCCCCCACUGGAAGCAGGAGAAAAAUGGUAAGAUCCUGUGCGAGCAGUGCAUGACCUCCAACCAGAAAAAGGCUCUGAAGGCUGAACACACCAACCGGCUGAAAAACGCGUUUGUUAAAGCCCUACAGCAGGAACAGGAAAUUGAACAGCGAUUACAGCAACAGGCAGCACUUUCUCCUACUGCGGCUCCAGCUGUGUCCAGCGUCAGUAAACAAGAGACCAUCAUGAGACAUCACACCCUUCGGCAGGCUCCCCAGCCUCAGAGCAGCCUCCAGCGUGGCUUGCCCACAUCUGCCCGCUCCAUGCUCUCCAACUUUGCACAGGCGCCCCAGCUGUCUGUGCCGGGUGGCCUCCUUGGUAUGCCAGGUGUCAACAUUGCAUACUUGAACACUGGCAUUGGAGGACACAAAGCCCCCAGUUUGGCAGACCGACAGCGCGAAUACCUUUUAGACAUGAUCCCUCCCCGGUCCAUAUCGCAGUCCAUCAGUGGACAGAAAUAGCGCCUGGUCCACUUGCACUGCCCCAACCUCGAAUCCUUUGUCCUUUUUCUCUCCUAUCGCCCCAACUUCCGUCGCAUGCAGUGCCUGUACUGGUGCCUACCAUACACGGAAAGCAAAACUGAAAACAGAAGACAAAACUAGAAAUCAGCGAGAAAACACAACGCCCUGCCCCACCACCUCCCCUUUAUUUCACACUGCUGCGAUCUGUUCUCCUGCCGCUUUAUCUUCUCUCUCCGGUUUUCUUUAACAGUGAAAUGGAUCUUUGCCUCUGAUCGAGGUGAGGAUGAGGUCCUGGGAGAAUCUAAACCCUUUGACAUGUGUUUCUAAAGUUUGUUUUAUGCUGUUAGUAUUACCCUUUUUAAUUAUAUCGUAUGUCCUUUGUUCAAUGGACAGUUAAGUCUUUUCCCCCAGUCUUUUUCUUUUUUCUUCCUUUUUUUUCCUUAAAUGUAAAUGACGUUCGGUUCAACGAUGAGAGCAUUGCAGAUUGCAGUGGGGUCUCAGCUGCCAAGCAGGACGCGCCUGGGAGUGUGGGGCAGAGGUGUGGAAUGCACUUAACCAGGCUGCCAGUGGGUGGUAUCCCUGGAGCAGCAGCACCCCAGCCGUGGGUGUUUGGGCUGGACACUUGGGAAGCUGUGUUCUAGUGUUACAGCCAGGCUCUAAGAGCGAGGGGGAAGAGCCUGGAGGAAGAAGCUUUAUACAACCACCCGGAGUUCAGAGGGACAGGAAGAGGUGUGAUGGGAGCAUGGCCCUGAGCCGAGGUGGACUGAGGCCCCAGCCUUCUGCAUGGAGCAUGAAGACCGGCCCGAUCUCGUCGGGGCAUGAGUCUGUUCCAGGCCCGCGAGCCCAAAUUCUUUUCAUUUUGUGUUCUUGACAGAAUCGUCCCCACCCCACUCUCCCCUUUUUAAAAUCCCAGUGUUCCCCUUUAACCACAGCCCCAUCGGUGACAGGCUGAGUGUGCUGGCUUCUAGAAGCUGGAAUGGGCAUGAGUGAGUCCAGUGACCAGAGGAGGCAGUGGGGAAGAAGAGGUUUCUCUCAGCAGCUGCAGUUCUCACAUCUGUCUGUCCCUUCCCCUCCCAGAGAGUCGGGUGCAGUCUUGCUCUAACUGCGGGCCUGAG